AAAAUCCUAGCAUGCUAUGAUUGUGUAUCAGCUUUGCUUCCUUACCUUGUUCCGGCCGUGUUCUGUAGCAAGUCAUUAUCAAGAUUCUUUGCUGGCAGUUUUGGCAUUCUAUUCAGCAUUCUUGUAAUUUGCUGAUAACCUCUAGGAUUCAUCGAAUGUUAGGGCAAAUAACUUAUUGCUUCGAUUACACAGACUCUGAUUAACACAUUUAGUGCCAGGUUGGCUCUUACAGAAGCAGACAGAACAUUUCUUGCGGAUUACAAUGGAUUAAUUAAUGAUUUGAUUGUGAGUGAUGUUAAUGAAGUAUGAAAGGCACAUGGCGUAUCAUAGCGGUGCUGCUGCUCUUUUGGCUCGCAGUCGUUCUUUACAUGAGCACAACACUGUUUCAGUCAGGUGACCUAGGCGAGCGUGCGGAGAAACAGUUACAGCAGGCAUUGAAGGAACUCGACGCCCUCAAACAUCAGAAUGACGAAUUGUUCAAGCUGGCGGGAGAAAUAAGAGAUUUAAAAACUUCAAGUGGAAAGGGUCACCUGCUGGCAUUGAAGAAACUCCAGGAGAAGCUGAAGAAGGUGACGGAGGAAUUGGAGAAGGCUGAACAUAACAAAGCAACUGUGAUCUUACAAAGUGAUGUCCCAGAUAUACGAGCAGGAGCGAGUGUUCUGGGUACAAGGCAUGAAAAAUUACGACGUAAGAUAAACAAUGGUGUGAAAGAGAUGUGGUAUUACCUCAGCAGCGAACUUAAAAAACUCAAGAUAGGUGCUAUUAAGGACCCAGUUAGGCUCAGCAGACAAAUAGAUAAUGCAUUAGAAAAUGGUGCUGAACAUCACAGAGUGAUAUUAAGUGAUCUCGGGGUGUUGAGUGAGAGUGACGGGGCCAAGGAGUGGCGGGAGAAGGAGGCCAAGGAUCUGAUGGACUACAUCAACAAGAGAUUCAAACAAUUACAGAAUCCCAAAGAUUGCAAGACAGCCAAGAAAGUUGUUUGCAACCUGAACAAGGGUUGCGGGUUUGGAUGCCAGAUCCACCACGUGGCUUACUGCAUGAUCAUAGCCUACGGCACAGGGCGCACCCUCGUCCUAGACUCGCGUGGAUGGCGCUACUCUCACGGGGGGUGGGAGAAAGUGUUCAAGCCGCUCAGUGACACUUGUCUUGAUAAGUCCGGGACUUCCAGUAGAGCUUGGGGUGCUAAGGAGGUUAUAGAAAACAUCCAAGUGGUGGAAUUACCAAUUGUUGAUAGUUUGCACCCUCGGCCAGCAUUCAUGCCGUUAUCUGUCCCAGAAGACAUUGCACCUCGGUUGACGCGUCUCCAUGGCAACCCGAUUGUGUGGUGGAUUGGUCAAGUUUGUCGUUUUCUAAUGAGACCGCAGCCACGUUUACAAAAAGACUUAGAUUCGAUACGGGAAAAGUUAGGAUUUAAAAAUCCCAUUGUGGGGGUCCACGUGCGUCGAACGGAUAAAGUUGGCACUGAGGCAGCUUUCCAUAAAGUAGAAGAAUAUAUGUUGCAUGUGGAGGAGUUCUAUCGAAAAUAUGAAUUAACAAAACCAGUCGAUAAGCGGCGAGUUUACCUUGCAUCGGAUGAUCCAUCUGUCCUUCCUGAUGCCAAGCAAAAAAAAUGGUCUGUCAAAUACCCUAACUAUGAAUUCAUCGGUGAUAUUGAGAUUUCCAAAACUGCUGGUUUGAGCAGCCGGUACAGUGAUGCAUCCUUGCACGGUAUCAUAGUCGACAUUUAUCUUCUUUCAUUGUCGGACUUCCUCGUCUGUACAUUCUCAUCUCAGGUGUGUCGAUUAGCAUAUGAACUUAUGCAGACAUAUCACCCUGACGCUCAUGAUUGGUUCCGUUCACUCGACGAUAUCUUUUAUUAUGGCGGCCAAAACGGGCACGACCAGCGAGUGAUUUAUCCGCAUCAACCAAAAGUCUUCGGAGAACUUGAACUUAAACUCGGUGACCUGAUAGGUAUUGCUGGUAACCACUGGGACGGUUAUUCAAAAGGGACAAAUAAACGGACGGGGAAGGUUGGGUUAUUCCCGUCGUUUAAAGUGGAGGAUCGUGUCGAAUCAGUCAAGAUGGCGACAUUUCCUGAACUUGACGAGGAGGAGGAGGAAAAGACGAGGUGAUGACACGUCACCGUAGAUAGUAAUAGUUCAAAUGUGCGUUUUUUAUAUAUUUUUCUAUACCCAUGAUUCUAGUCUACAUGUGAUCAGUCGCCACACCAGGGAGCAUUAUGCCAUGAAUCUGUCAUAAUAUGCAUAGUUUGGUUUCAAAAUGAGAUAAAUCCAUUUUUGAAAUUUUUGACAAAUUAGAGAUAUUUUGGACAGUAAGUCAGUAUUUGCAUCACAGAUUGAAAUGGUAUAUGACAUGAUUUCAAACUCCUUGUGUCUGCCUGUGUUGAUACUAAUUAUCUGCUCACAGUGUGAGUGCUUCUCUGCAUUUGAUAGCUUAUUAUCAAGAUGAGUGAUUUGCUUCUAGUUUGCUUUGCCUGCAGUACAACACCAGAGUAGCUAACUCAGAAAUUUUAGGUAUGGCGUUUAUCUCGAUUUGUAACCAAACUUGUCAUCUCAUUUUCUUGCCAGUUUGUACUCGAUUGAAAAUGUAAUGAGUUUCUUGUCCCCUUGUGUGGCAGUUGGUCACAUUGGAGCUCAUUCAAAUACACUUGUACAUAGAAACUGUUUGUUUGGAAGUUGUGGUAAUAUAUAAUAAAAUCAAAGGGAAAUAGUGAGCAGAAUGAUGCUUCAUUAACCUGAUUGAUUUUCAAAUAAAUCCAAUUUUUUAGAACGGGAUCACUUUAUAACUUGUUCACAAGUAACUUGAAGGCAAAUAGUCAGGAUAGCAUGUGAUUUUCAAAACUUCAAAAGUCAAAGCGCAAUAUUGAGACAAUGAACUAGCCAGUGACAUGUCAAAAUUGACUGGUCUAAGUCGAUCUCAAUGAGAAAGUGAUGUCACUUGUUGCCCCUAGUUAUUCUCAGCCCCAGGUUUACCGCUACAGGUGGAAACAACUGGGUAUUUUUCUGCAGGGUUUGAUGCUGUUCAGUGUAACACCAUCAAUUUUUGUGGUAGGCCAUUCAAGAAUGUCAUUGUGACCAUUUUCUGAUCUAGUCAUAUCAUGAAAAUGCAGAUGAUUGAUUAACGUAAACGCUGUGGCUCUUCUUACUUGAGUGUUAAUCAUAUCCUGCAUAGAGUGGUGAUCACAAGCUGGGGUCAACAAUGGGGGGGGGGGGGGGGGACAGUAUCAUAUGGUUUAUGGUCAUGUGAGACUAGCCACAGCUAUGUGACUUUAUACUAUUAUUAUCAUAACGUGCAAUCAUUAACUAAUCUGCUGAUUUCAACUCAAGAUUUCUUCUUCUGCAAUAAGCAAGGACCAUAACAUUGUAUAUUAGAGUAACUUGUAUUCUUUUACCUAUUUGAACUGUGAGGAUGUUAACACUUUCAUGCCAACGUUGCACACCCAACACCCCUUUUCAGACCCCAGGGGAAAAAUCGAUCAGAGAAAACUGUACAAGGUCAACUGUUUAAAAUCAGCUGCUGGGGUAUUUACACAGAGAGGUAUCUUGGUGAGGUAGAUCUAAGUCAGAUGGCGCUGAAAGUGUUAACCACUGAGUGUUUUACAUGACUAUGUUUCACUGCCAAUUCCGGUUACUAUCAACUCCUAAUGAGAUAAAAUGGAGGAGAACUAGCCCUUCUGUUGUGUUCUAUUCACAAUAUUCUCGAGUGUCUGAUGAGAGAACAUGGGCAGGGGUAAGCUUUCCCCCAUUUCACCUUGCAUUAUUUAUUACUGCUUUAACCAUCAUGAAAUUGACUUGGAAAAAAGUUUUUUCUAUCAGGUGUCAUUUCUUACCGUAGAUGUUGCUACAUAUAAACAAAUACUGCAUUGUAUGUCAAUCCUUACCGUAAACUAUUCAGGCACAUUUUUGUAUGCCAGAGAGAAACAUGACAGAAAUUGUGCAAAUUGCGACAACGACUGUGAAGACUCACAUGUAUUCGGGGGAGAUUGAAUUCAAUGAUAUAUUUCGGACUUAUAGUAGGAACUUAAAAUAACAUCACAGUAAGGAAGGAUAGACAUGACACUAAAUGUAUUUCAAGCACAAAUACUAUGGUUGAAAUAUUACUGUCCUUUUGAACAUGGGCUGAGCGCAAAACUAGGGUGUGUACAUUAAACGUUAUUUUGAAAACCCAGUUUAUGACUCCAAUGGGAAUACCAUAAGAUAAAGUUGUGUUCCAACAGUAGUGUGACCAGCCCCUAGCAGAUAGCAGCACCAAACAGUUUUGUAACAUUGCACUGAUAUCUGGGGCUUACUCAAUUCAUUCAAAAUUGUGACUAUCCAUAGUUUUCGCUCAGCUUGCGGAAUUUCGACAUUCGUCAUCUACUCUGAUUCUGUAUUAUACUCACUUCUGUAUUAAGGUAUUGUCACCACUUUUGUGCUGCCAACCACCAUCUCCUUGGAUAAAAAACGGUGUUAAGCUUUAACUGUUACUCUUCGUCGGCUCUGACAAACGAACCUAUAUUCUGUGUGUUUAUUUUUUUUCAAAUAAAUUUUGUAGCUUUGUUUUUGUAACUUAUGAAAUGAUGACCUAGGAUGAAAUCAUUCCUAUAAAUGGGACAUUAUCACCCGGCUGACGACCAACUUUUGUGGCUGCAACCUGGAAUCAUGAACACCUGCGACAAAAUCACUCUGCGAUGGUUAUUGCAGGUGCCUGUGAUCGACAGCUUGCCAGAAUAUAGAACUAGCGCCGGUCUCCAAUUAUUUAAGGGUCACUUUUUUACAUGCUAAAUGUAUUGGGAUUGCGUUGCGUUUGACCUCAAUGUUGAUCUUCCUUCAGGUCGUUUGUACUCAAGAAUUGGUACAGCACGUGCUCCUUUAGUCACAACUUUUAGUUGUGUUUAAGUCUGCUUAUAUCUUUUGGUUUCAUUUGAGGCACUAGUUGAUUGGCCGUUUUACUGACCUAGUACUCUUUUAUAUGUGGAUGAAUACAUGAAUAAUGAAGAUAUUGUUAAAGAUAGCUUUAUAAUGUGAGUGUGUAGAAUUGGGGAAUAAUGUACUAAUGGCUACUGUACUUACAGAAAACCCUUCUUUUUGGGUUUACAUGACUUAUAUUCUGAUUCUGUCUCUAGUUUACACUGGGAACUAAUUCAACAAAUUGAGUGACUCUCUUAAAGUUUAUUUUGUAUUUUGUUUGUAUCUGGUAUUUAUUAAUGUAGAAAUAGUUUAGUUUUGUCACAUGUAUCACUAACUACUAUCAAAAUCAGUCAUGACUUAAUUCAGGGUUUUUGCAUCAUUCUGUAUACAUGUUCACACACUGCUGAAACUGUCAAAAGGAAGUGACUAUCAAUGAUGAUUCUUCUAGUCCUGUAUGCAGAGUAGGCCUUGGCUCUGCAGGGUAUUUUCGCCAACUCAGCCUUUGGAAUCUUUUUCUGCCUUGCAAACUAAUAAUAGUCUUGAUGACGUAUUCCUCUUAAAUCCAUUGUUGUAGAGGACACAGAGCUCUCUAGAUUUAUGGUAGGCCUACAGUAGAAUUUUAUGUUCCAAUCAUUGUUAUUAGCAUUAGUGCAUUGCAUCACAAGCCUCACGUUUUUCCUAGAACUGCAACUUGCUUGUUAUUUUUGUUGUCCUACUCAAUUAACUGAGCAUUUAACUGGAACUAUGAUUGUCAUAACUCUCAGUUGUGAGGAAUAUUUUUGGUUUUCGUGAUACUUGCUAUGCUCUGUCUCAGUCCUGAAUAUCUAGUCCUCGUAAACUAACUCGUUGUCUCUUUAUGUGUUCUCUGCAAUCAAAACUUUUUUUCUCUGUCACCAUGGUGUGAUGGUUUUAUGUGUGUAUGAACCUAAUGGCAAAUUUUCAUUGCAAUUACGGGGUUGAAGAAGUAAUUUGAAUACAAAACUGUAUUUGUAUUGGCUAAGAUGAAUUUUGUAAUUUGUGAUUUCUAAUGAUAUUCCUAUAAAAAGAUCCCGAGGUGUGUGUUUGUAACCUUUCUAAACAAAACCAUUACUGCUAAUAUCAUUUGUGACCCGCCAUGGCAAAUGAGUCACAUGUCACUCCGAGCUUGACAUGUUGAGACGGACUGGUUGUUCAUUUCACUAUUGUCUGCCUUUUUGAAAUCUGAGCAUAUCAAUUUCUUCUAUUAUGUCCAGGUGUCAUUUUAGGCUCAUCUUCUGUGCGACAUGCGACUCAUUUUGCCAUGGUGGGUCACAUUUGGUCUCUGUCACCUAGGUAACAAAAUUAAAUGUCAUCAAGGAUGCGUGUCACAUUAAGCUUCAUCCAAAGUUCACCUGGGUGCAGUGGUGUUUGCCGCACCCUGUAUGAUAUUGAUUGACCCUUUGGGUGCCGGGAUGUAACCCUCUGAUGAGAGUAAUAUAUGUUUGUUCUAAUAUACUAUGUCAAUGCUAUUUAACAGUUUGAGGAGCGACUGGACAACAAGCCUAAGAGGCCUAUGUGUCGCAGACACAUUUCAUCCAGAUAUUUAGCAUCUACACUGUAUGAGUCUUUGUAAUUUGUUGACAACGAAUUCUGUAUCUCCUAACUUACUGAAUCACUUGUUGAUGAAUGAUGCAUUUGUAAAGUGUCAUUUUGAUUAAUA
Lineus longissimus is the source of this 6567-nucleotide messenger RNA. RefSeq names its product alpha-(1,6)-fucosyltransferase-like. The record is from RefSeq and is a predicted model, not a curated record. Gene Ontology annotation, molecular function: glycoprotein 6-alpha-L-fucosyltransferase activity; protein binding. Gene Ontology annotation, cellular component: Golgi cisterna membrane. The transcript has 11 exons. The coding region runs from base 306 to 2111 and encodes 601 amino acids. Gene Ontology annotation, biological process: protein N-linked glycosylation. Lineage: Eukaryota; Metazoa; Nemertea; Pilidiophora; Heteronemertea; Lineidae.